This is a messenger RNA of Oenanthe melanoleuca, 2924 nucleotides long. RefSeq names its product doublecortin like kinase 2 (gene DCLK2). The transcript is spliced from 17 exons. Lineage: Eukaryota; Metazoa; Chordata; Aves; Passeriformes; Muscicapidae. The coding region runs from base 19 to 2316 and encodes 765 amino acids. Gene Ontology annotation, biological process: intracellular signal transduction; protein phosphorylation. Gene Ontology annotation, molecular function: protein kinase activity; ATP binding. The record is from RefSeq and is a predicted model, not a curated record.
GAGGGAGGGCGGCUCCCCAUGGCGAGCAGCCGGAGCAUCGAGCUGGAGCACUUCGAGGAGCGGGACAAGCGGCAGCAGCGCUCCGGGCCGCGGCGCGGCGGCUCCGGGGCGGGCGCGGGGCCGCGGGGCAAUGGGCUGGUGCCCAGCCCGGCGCACAGCGCGCACUGCAGCCUCUACCGCACCCGCACCCUGCAGGCGCUCAGCUCCGAGAAGAAGGCGCGCAAAGCCCGCUUCUACCGCAACGGGGACAGGUACUUCAAGGGCUUGGUGUACGCCAUCUCCCCCGACCGCUUCCGCUCCUUCGACGCGCUCCUGGUGGAGCUCACCCGCUCGCUGUCGGACAACGUGAACCUGCCCCAGGGGGUCCGCACCAUCUACACCAUCGACGGCAGCAGGAAGCUCACCAGCCUGGACGAGCUGGUGGAAGGAGAGAGCUACGUGUGUGCGUCCAACGAGCCGUUCCGCAGGGUGGACUACACCAAGAACGUCAACCCCAACUGGUGCGUGAACAUCAGGAGCGGCUCCAGCCGCUCCCUGACGUCCCUGAGCUCCAGCAGGAGCGAGGUGAAGGAGAGCAAGGACUUCAUUAAGCCCAAGCUGGUGACUGUUAUCAGGAGUGGGGUGAAGCCACGCAAAGCUGUGAGGAUUCUGCUGAACAAGAAGACGGCUCACUCCUUCGAGCAGGUCUUGAAUGACAUCACCGAAGCCAUUAAGUUAGACUCGGGGGUAGUCAAGAGACUUUGUACACUGGAUGGGAAGCAGGUGACGUGCCUGCAGGAUUUCUUUGGGGAUGACGACGUGUUCAUCGCCUGCGGGCCGGAGAAGUUCCGCUAUGCUCAGGACGACUUCGUGCUGGAUCACAGUGAGUGCCGUGUUAUGAAGUCUUACUCGCGCUCCUCCGCCGUGAGACACGCUGCGUCCAAAAGCCCUGCGCCCUCCCGCCGGAGCAAAUCCCCUGCCUCAGUAAAGAGGGGUGGCCACUCCAGUGCUCAUUCUUCAGCAAAGUCCCCAGUUAAUGGAACCCCAAGCAGUCAGUUGUCCACCCCAAAAUCUACAAAGUCCUCCAGCUCUUCACCAACAAGCCCAGGCAGCUUUCGUGGGCUCAAGAUGUCCCCCCAUGGUGGGUCAGCUUCCAACGUGAAUGGAGCGCCCGACCCGCUCCGCUGCCAGAGUCCCGAAGGCUUGAAUGGAAACAAGUUCUCAGGGUCAUCUACCAUUCUUGAGAAGUAUAAAGUGGGGAAGGUGAUUGGUGAUGGCAACUUUGCUGUUGUGAAGGAGUGUGUGGAACGAUCCACAGGAAAGGAGUUUGCCCUGAAGAUCAUAGACAAGGCCAAGUGCUGUGGGAAGGAACACCUGAUUGAGAAUGAAGUGUCUAUUCUGCGCCGAGUGAAGCACCCCAACAUCAUCAUGCUCAUAGAGGAGAUGGACACCCCCACAGAGCUCUACCUGGUGAUGGAGCUGGUCAAGGGAGGAGACCUAUUUGAUGCCAUCACUUCAUCUACAAAAUACACAGAGAGAGAUGGGAGUGCCAUGGUCUACAAUUUAGCCAGUGCUCUCAAAUACCUGCAUGGUCUCAACAUUGUGCACAGAGACAUCAAACCAGAAAAUCUUCUGGUGUGUGAAUAUUCAGAUGGAACCAAGUCUUUGAAACUUGGAGACUUUGGACUGGCAACAGUGGUGGAAGGCCCUUUGUACACUGUCUGUGGGACACCCACCUAUGUGGCUCCAGAAAUCAUUGCAGAGACAGGGUAUGGCUUAAAGGUGGAUAUUUGGGCUGCAGGUGUGAUCACGUACAUCCUGUUGUGUGGAUUCCCACCUUUUCGCAGUGAAAACAACCUUCAGGAAGACCUCUUCGAUCAGAUACUUGUGGGGAAGCUGGAAUUUCCCUCUCCCUACUGGGAUAACAUCACAGAUUCAGCAAAGGAGUUAAUCAGCCUGAUGCUACAUGUGAAUGCUGAAGCCCGGUACACAGCAGCACAGAUCCUAAGCCAUCCCUGGGUGUCAGAUGAUGCUUCCCAGGAGAAUAAUAUGCAAGCUGAAGUAACAGGUAAACUGAAGCAGCACUUUAAUAACACCUUACCCAAGCAAAAUAACACAUCUGCUGGGGUUUCUGUCAUCAUGAACACAGCUCUAGAUAAAGAGAGUCAGAUUUUCUGCAGCAAGCGCUGUCAGGACUCUGGCAGAGGCGGAAUGGAGAGAAUUUCUGCACUUGCUGCUGCAGCUGCUGAUGCUGGUGUGGCUGGGUGCCAGCCCCUCCUCCCUGCUGCUCCUGAGCCACUCGGGUCCCCCACGCUGCCUUCUCAGCCUGGUGUGUAGGACUGGGCACACCAAACCCAGCUGAAGCUGCCCACACUCUGGCCACAGCAUUCUUCAUCUCCCACCACUGUUUUCAGUUUGUGUGCACCUCCGGUGGCGAGCCCCAGCCAGGUCUGAUCCUCUCUCUCACAGUGCACCUCGUGGGAACAGACUCUGGCAAUGUUAGGUGAUUUUUUAAGUUCUCUGUGUUAAUAAUUAACUCCAUUUCACACAGCCUUGGGCUCUAACUAGACUAACUCAUGGUGUAGCUAACCAUAUUUUUAUAUGAGCAGUGAGGUGGGGAACAGUUACCUGGCCUCACUUCCACCAGCAGGCCCUGUUCUGUUCUUCUGAUGGGAAUUCUCAGAAAAGUGGGAGAGGCAGACAAGGGAAGAAAACUUCUAUUUGCCUUCUAUUCCAAUGCCUCUAUUUUUAGCCAAGUUUCUACUGAACUUGAAGAGGCAAAUUUUCACGAAGAAUUUUUUAGUGGACUAACUGUAAAAUAUCAUGAGACAAACAUUUGGAGAUAGAGGGAAGGAUGGUUGUUUUCCAUCAAGUUUGUUAUCUGACUUGCAGGCAGGGUAGUGUUUAGAUAAUAUGAAUUUAAAUAAAGUAACCUGGGAUGUAAA